AAGGAGGAAAACAAUAAAUGUUUAUUGAACUGAAAGCAGGAGGUCAAGCAACCUUGGUCUCCCAGAUCUUUCCUCCCACGUCUCUUCUCUUGCACUCCACAGGAAAUCCAUUCUCUCCACUGCCCAUUCACCGGGGGGUCUUCCCCUCUCCUUACGAAGAGCCCUAAUGAUUCCCUCCCCGCCCCACCCCCGGGUCUUCUCCUCUACCUUUAGUUGGCCUCAUCUUUCAGACGCCAUCCUCUCUGGGUGUCCUGAGCAUCGAUUUCCUGGGUUUCUGGGACACCUGGAGCCUUGGGAAGGCUGGAACACAACAGCCCAGACCAGAUUCCUGGGGACUGAGUAGGAGCCCAGGCGGGUGCUGUUUUGGGAGCCGUGGGUGGAGAGAGUAAAAGACGGAGAGUGCGGCAGCACGCAGGGUGUGCAGCCCAGCAGGGUGACUCACCGGCCUACGGCGACAGGCCCUAGCCGGGGUAGAACACGGCCAGCAGUGUCCUUUCCGCCUUCACUCUCUUGCUGCCUCUGCUGUGGGUCUACGGUGAGAGCUGGAGAGGUGAGAGGGGAGCGCUACAGUGGGAAGGAGAGGUGGCCUCCCCCAGAGAACACCAAGAUUGUGGAGAAUGUACCGAGGGCCAUGUGACUAUGUCCUGGAGACAGCAGGGGAGACGCCAAGGCCGAGGCAGCUCUCACACCCCAAGGAGGGGACAGUGGACUGUGCUUAUCCCUACAGGAAGGGCCUCAACCCGAAGCACAGGGCACCUCCCAGAGCCUCGGCUUGGCUGCAAAGGAACUGACCCCUGCCCUAGGAGCCUCUUCAUUCUCUCCUGUUGGGAUGGUAUUCAGUUCAGUUCAGUUGCUCAGUCAUGUCCAACUCUUUGCGACCCCGUGGACUGCAGCACACCAGGCCUCCCUGCCCAUCACCAACUCCUGGAGUUUACUCAAACUCAUGUCUACUGAGUUGAGGAUGGUGUUAGCUGGCCCCAAAUUUAGAACUGUUGUUGAGAUUCCUGAACCAGCAGAAAUAUGUUAUAUUGCUUAGAAGUGACCUGGAGCAGUGAGCCAACCUGCAGGGUUGACUGAAGACAGAGGAGGGCUCCAGAAUAGUGCUGUCUGUGUUAUCACUGUGGAGUUGCCCUUGGUUACUAUAACCUGGACUGCAGCCGACGACAGGAGUCAAAACCCUUGACCACCACUGUGGGAGGGCUGCGGCCUCUGACCUGGACCUCUGGUUUCUGGUGUGAUCCAGGUCAAAAAGUUUUGUAAAACUGAUGGAUGUCACCCCAAAAGGCUGCUGUCCUGUACCCACUGGCCAGAUCAGCAUCUUUUCUUUUUUUAAAAAGUUUUUAUUGGAAUAUAGUUCCUAGCUAAAAAAAAUUAAGCAUUAUUAAUAUUUACUAAUAUUUACAUUAGGCUAUUCAGGUUUUGGGCUUCCCUGGUGGCUCAGUGGUAAAGAAUCUUUCUGAAAAGGCAGGAGCCUCAAGUUCAAUGCCUGGAAAAUCAGAAAGAUACCCUGGAGAAGGAAGUGGCAACCCACUCCAGUAUUCUUCCCUGGAGAAUUCCAUGGACAGAGGAGCCUGGUGGGCUACAGUCCAUGGGGUCACAGAGUCAGACACUAUUUAGUGGCUAAACAACAACAAAUAGUUGACUUACAAUGCUGUCCACCGACCAGAUCUGGAAAGAAGCUCUUCCAGGAGUCAGCCAGCAGGGCCUGGGGAUGAGGAUGAAACGGUAAAGUCUAGCAGUUAAUAUUUUGGAGAAGGCAAUGGCACCCCACUCCAGUACUCUUGCCUGGAAAAUCCCAUGGACGGAGGAGCCUGGUGGGCUGUAGCCCGUGGGGUCAUGAAAUGGUAAAGUCUAGCAGCUAAUAUUUAGACUUCCUGCAACAAGGGAAGCCUAGUCUGGGUGUGUCCUGGAAGCAAGCAAUAGAGUAACAAAGGCAUUUAAACACUUUUUAUUGUAAAAAUAUCAAGCAGCUUUAAGAGUAGACAAAAUAGUUAAUGAACCCCUGUAUUCUCAUCACUCAGCCUUAACAAUGAUCAACUCCUGGUUACUUGACAAGAGCAUAUCAAUGCCCUCCUCCUGCUUAGCUGGAAAUAUCUGUUCUCUUGCUGUCUCUUUCUCACUGUAUCUCUUGUAUUCUGUGGACAUAUUUGACCAUCUGAGGUAGGCAGAAUGGUGCCCUCCCCAUCAUCUAAGAUGUCCAUGUCCUGAUGCCUAAAAACUAGAGUAUGUGAGGUUACAUAGCAAAGGGAAAUUGUUUGCAGGUGGAAUUAAGGUUGUUAGUCAGAUGACCUUAAAAUAGGAAGAUUAUCUGGGAUUACUUGGGUGGGCCCGAUGUAAUCAUAAGGAUUUUUAAAGAGGGAAGAAGAGGAGGUCAGACUGACGCAGUAUGAGAAGAUCCUGCUACUCCUGGCUUUGAACAUGGAGGAAGUGGACCACGAGCCAAGGAGCCCGGGUGGCCUCUAGGAGCUGGAAGAUGCAGGGAAAUGGAUUCUCCCCUGGGGGCCUCCAGAAAGGCUCUACCUGGACUUCUGAUCUUCACAACUGCCUCCUUGCCCGGAGCAUCGGUGUGAUGGAGGAGAAAGUUCCUCGAGAUUUGGCGAUCAGCUUGCCUCUGCUGGGACCAUCUCCCUUGACCGGCCCCUCCAAUGCCGAGCAUCCUCAGCCCAAACCAGCCCCUGGGCCUAAUGGUUUGGCCAGGGCUGCUCUGAAGCCCAAUCCUUCUCCACCGCAUGGCUCUCAACCUGUAGGAGGUCCUGGGGUGCAGGGGUGGCCCCCCUCUGGGGGGCUGCUCUCCAUGGACUCCUGGCCCUCGGAAGACCCUUGGCCGAUGCUGGCAGCUGCGGUUGAGGACCCCGUCGGGGAAGUGCUGCCCGGAGAACUGUCUUACCUUUCUAGGGUGGCUGCCCUCCCCAUGGGCAGCAGGCCUUGGCCUGCAGGGCCCUCUGCACACCCCGGAGACCCCUCACCUGAGUCCUCACUCUUCCACCGGGACUCUGAGUCUAGACGGCCACUCCGUCCUAAUGUGCUGGGCUCCCCGGGAGACAUCCUUGCCCGAUCCCCACUCUGGGCUCUCAUCAACAGAGUACGACGGCCACUUCUGCCUGGUCACCCCUGGGGGACCCUGAAUCCCAGUGCAUCCUGGGGAGGUGGAGGUCCUGGCAGUGGAUGGGGAACAAGGCCCAUGCCAUACCCUGUGGGAAUCUGGGGUAACACUCAUCAAUACCCAAGUACCAGCUGGGGGAAUAUUCCUCUAUACCCAGGUAUUAAUCAGUUUCCUCCCAGAGUUCUUCGUCCUCCUGGCUCCUCUUGGAGCAUCCCAGCUGGCUUCCCCAGUCCUCAAAACCCUGGGUCACAGUGGAGUUAGGAGGGUGACAGGGCGGGGAAAACCUCAGUUAGAAGUCAGAGGAGGAAGUCCGGCUCCCUCCCCUUGUGGCAUGAGCUAAAUCAAGACCCUAUCAGUUGUUUUCUAGCAUCAUCCCCACUGUCACUGCCUCCCUGCUCUCCCUGCACUGAUCUCCAAUAAAACACAGCACUUACUGAA
This is a messenger RNA of Bubalus bubalis (water buffalo), 3541 nucleotides long. It is a transcript of the gene C2H6orf15, whose product is annotated as chromosome 2 C6orf15 homolog. NCBI's taxonomy places the organism in Eukaryota, Metazoa, Chordata, Mammalia, Artiodactyla, Bovidae. Gene Ontology annotation, biological process: extracellular matrix organization. The coding region runs from base 2474 to 3364 and encodes 296 amino acids. Gene Ontology annotation, cellular component: extracellular matrix. The record is from RefSeq and is a predicted model, not a curated record. The transcript has 2 exons.